AUGGUCAAGGCAGCUGUUCUCGGAGCCUCUGGUGGCAUUGGCCAGCCUCUAUCUCUUCUGUUGAAGGCAUGCCCUUUGGUUGAUGAGCUUGCUCUCUACGACGUCGUCAACACUCCCGGUGUCGCUGCGGAUCUGUCUCACAUCUCUUCCAUUGCUAAAAUCUCCGGCUACCUUCCCAAAGAUGAUGGCCUGAAGAAUGCAUUGACUGGUACUGAUAUCGUCGUCAUUCCUGCUGGAAUCCCUCGCAAGCCUGGAAUGAGUCGUGAUGAUCUUUUCAAGGUGAAUGCCGGCAUUGUCCGCGACUUGGUGACGGGAAUCGCACAGUACUGCCCUAAGGCUUUUGUACUCAUCAUCUCGAAUCCUGUAAACUCCACCGUCCCAAUCGCCGCUGAGGUGCUCAAGAAACAGGGUGUCUUCGACCCCAAACGCCUCUUUGGUGUCACCACUCUGGAUGUUGUCCGUGCCGAGACCUUCACUCAAGAAUAUUCCGGCCAGAAGGACCCAGCCAAGGUCCAAAUCCCGGUUGUUGGCGGGCACUCUGGCGAGACAAUCGUCCCCCUCUUUAGCAAGGCUUCCCCAGCCUUGAAUAUUCCUGCAGACAAGUAUGACGCUCUUGUGAACCGGGUCCAGUUUGGCGGAGAUGAGGUAGUCAAGGCUAAAGAUGGCGCCGGCUCCGCCACCUUGUCCAUGGCUUAUGCUGGAUUCAGAUUCGCCGAAAGUGUUAUUAAGGCUUUGCAGGGCCAGUCAGGCAUUGUCGAACCCACUUUCAUUUACUUGCCAGGCGUCACUGGUGGUGAGGAAAUCGCUAAGGAGACCGGUGUUGAGUUCUUCUCGACCCUUGUCGAACUCGGACCUAAUGGCGCGGAGAAAGCCAUCAACGUUCUCCAGGGCGUUACCGAGCAGGAAAAGAAGCUCCUUGAGGCUUGCACCAAGGGCCUUAAGGGCAACAUCGAAAAGGGCAUCGAAUUCGUCAAGAAUACCCCACCAAAGUAA
Aspergillus thermomutatus is the source of this 993-nucleotide messenger RNA. Its product is annotated as malate dehydrogenase. Bases 1 to 993 code for a protein of 330 amino acids. Gene Ontology annotation, molecular function: L-malate dehydrogenase (NAD+) activity. Lineage: Eukaryota; Fungi; Ascomycota; Eurotiomycetes; Eurotiales; Aspergillaceae. Gene Ontology annotation, biological process: tricarboxylic acid cycle; carboxylic acid metabolic process. Gene Ontology annotation, cellular component: cytoplasm. The record is from RefSeq and is a predicted model, not a curated record. The transcript has 8 exons.